Messenger RNA from Arachis ipaensis, 2559 nucleotides. RefSeq lists its product as uncharacterized. The record is from RefSeq and is a predicted model, not a curated record. Lineage: Eukaryota; Viridiplantae; Streptophyta; Magnoliopsida; Fabales; Fabaceae.
AUGGCGGAUCCACCUCAUAGAAUCACCUUAAGGGAAGCCAGAGCUCCUGAUAUUAAUUUGCAACCGAUACAAAUCCGGUAUCCGGCUUUGGAUCCAAAUUUUGAGCUCAAGACCGACACGAUAAACUUGCUCCCCAAAUACAAUGGACCACCCAAAGAAGACCCUCUUAAGCAUCUUAAGGACUUUCAAGUAGCAUGCUCCACUGCAAGAAGACAUGGUGCGGAUGAAGUGGCAGUUUUGGUAUUCGCUUUCCCUUUCUCUUUGGAGGGAAAAGCGAAGGAAUGGUUCUAUACUCAACCGGGAGAUGUGAUUUCUGAUUGGGACUUGCUGCGUAAGGAAUUUCUGGAAAAGUUUUACCCACCUCAGAUGACGGAUAAGCUGCAAAAGGAAAUCUCUUGCAUUGUGCAAAGAGAUGGGGAGACUCUUUAUGAGUACUGGGAUAGAUUCAAGAAGUUGUUGGAAGCUUGCCCUCACCACCGUAUUGACGAGUUGCUUCUUCUAGAUGCCUCUAGUGGAAGAUCCCUCACCAAGAAUAAGACCACUGAGGAAGCCUGGGAAAUCAUAGCGGACUUGGCGGACUCCAUUCAUCACUCAAGGGCGAGAAAUCCACAACCAAAAGCUUUAAGUGAAGUUUCUCCUUUCAGAGAUGCCAUUUUGACUAAGACCCUCGGUGAGAUGACAAUUUUGUUGAGACAAAUCACCCAAGGGCAACAAAUUCCCCAAGCUUUGCUAUCUCCUCCACCUCAACCUCCAAGAAUUGAAGGACCACCAAGAUCAUGCGGUAUUUGUGCUUGUAACAACCAUUACACUGAUGAGUGCCCUCAACUCCAAGAGGAUACUACAUUAGCAGUAGCCAAUCCAUACCCACAAAGGUCCAACUAUAAUCAAGGAACUCAUCUACAUGUAGGAAAUCAAAAUCAAGAGUGGAGGGAUAAUUCUAAUCAAAGGUGGAAAAAAGCCCCUCAAGCUCAACCAUACCCAAACGUGCAAGCCUACUCUCAUCAACCUACCCAAAGUCAACCACAAUACCAACAACCCUACCAACAAUACCAACAACCACCACAAUCUCAACCUCAAGGGAGGUAUCAACAUCCAAAUAGUAGAUCUAACCCUCUUCAAGGCAAUCAAGCCCUUCCUCCUAAUCAACCUUACAUGAAUGACACACUUCAAACCUUUAUGCAAGAGCAACGGGAGUUUCACAAGAAACAAGAAACAUAUAUGGCUACUAUUGCCGAAGCUCUCUCCCAUUUGUCUCUUUCUCCUUCGACUACACAAAAUGUCCAACAAGCCUCAACUUCUAGUGGUUUACCCUCUCAACCCCAACCAAAUCCAAAGGGGGGCAUCAAUGAUAUCACCCUUAGGAGUGGCACCAAGUUGGAUGAAAUUGGUGUUGUGCCUAUAAGUUUGAGUGAGGGAACCCACAAUGAAGAGGUGGGAGAUGAUGUGGAAGUGAUGAAGGAUGAGAAGAAAAAUGUUGCGAAAGAUGAAGAGGAACCACUCAAGGCUAAGGAGCCAAAGAGGAAGAAUCCACUUGAGGAGCCUAUGCCAAUUCCAUUUCCAACUUUGGCUAAGAAGGCUAAGAAGAAAGAAGAACCUAACCCUAACAUGGUGGAAAUUUUUAAGAAUGUUGAAGUCACCAUCCCUCUCUUUCAAGCCAUUCAACAAGUGCCCAAGUAUGCCAAGUUCCUCAAAGAUGUUUGCACACAUAAGGACAAGAUUGGCGAAUUCAACAAAAGGCCGGUAGAUGAUUCUAUUUCUUCUCUAAUUCCUGAAAAAUGCAAUGAUCCCGGUCCAUGUUUGGUUACUUGUUUAAUUGGUGGGAUUAAGUUCUUGGACUGUAUGUGCGACUUGGGGACGUGCGUAAGCAUUAUACCACUCUCCAUUUAUGAGAGAUUGAACUUAUCACCCCUAAAGAGGUCCGGGGCGAGAUUUGUGUUGGCCGAUAAGAGCAUUGUAUCAGUUUUAAGGAUUGCGGAAAAUGUCCUAGUUGACAUCCAAGGUUUACUCUUCCCGGUAGAUUUUCACAUCUUGGAGACCCCUCCCAUUGACUCAGACAAGCCAUCAUCCAUUCUACUUGGAAGACCAUUUUUGAAGAUAUCCCAGUUCAAGUUGGAUGCACAUUCAGGAGUUUAUUCUUUCGAGGCCGAUGGCAAGGUAGUAAAGUUCACUUUGGAGGAAUCCAAGAAACCCAUUCUCGAAGCCUACUCUAUCUUUGGGUGCGAUAUAAUUGAAGAUAAAGUGAUUGAGGUUGGCAAAGAACAAGAAGAAGAAAAUGUUGCCAAGAAGUCUAAUUCAAUGGAUCACACUCAACCCAAGAAUGCUAAGGAGAUGCAGAUGAAAGGUAAAGCACCGGUCACACCACUGGUUGUACAACCAACAAUUCAUCAUCCUAAUAUUUGGUGGGAUCGCCGAGGUGACAAACUAAGUACUUUGGUUAACCGAAGAGCCGACUCUCAAUAUGAAGCAAUUGAGAAGAGAACAAUCCAUUGGGAGCGGACACUGAAGGUUCCAAGCAAGUACAAGGUGAUUAUUCAUGAAAGGAUUACCUCACUUCAUUAG